Messenger RNA from Rotaria sp. Silwood2, 1197 nucleotides. Lineage: Eukaryota; Metazoa; Rotifera; Eurotatoria; Philodinida; Philodinidae. The record is from the annotation of a GenBank genome assembly.
AUGCAAAAGACAAUUAAAAAUGCUAGAGUAAAUCGAUUAACACAUUUGAUUCAGGAAUAUAAUAUUGAUAAAGUUGUUCACAUUCGAGGUCGUUAUAACUGUCUACCAGAUUACCUUUCUCGGUAUUCUAAAGAACAAGAUGAUGAGUUAAAUGACAUUGAAUAUGGAUUAGGUAGUAAAAAUCAUUCAAUAUUAUCUUUCCUAAAACCUUCUGCUAAUAAUUCAAAAUCUCAUUCACUAGAAUCAUCUGAUAAUCAGAAUAUAUUAGCAGCCGUGACGUUAAGACCACGUAAAAAUCAAACAAAAAUUACAAAUGAUACUAGAGAUAGUGACAGUGGCACGGCUUCUCAUCAAGGAUUCGAUAUAGUAUCUCGUAGACGAGAUAUAAAAAAGAGAAAAGUAGCAUCAAAUAUUUCACAGAAUUAUUUCGAUACAACAAAGUUGAAAAUUGAACAGAAACGAGAUCCUGAUAUACAAAAUAUAGUUCGAAGUUUGAACUUAAAAUCUAAUCAACUUUCAUUUGUAUUGAAAGACGAUAUAGUUUACAAAUUAAUUAAAUUAAAUAAACAUUCUAAUAAUCAAACUGAAGUGAUCUAUUUACCUUCUUCGAUGAUAAAUUCAUUGUUACGAGCGUGCCACGAUGACCCGAUGUCAGGUGCUCACUUUUCUACAAACCGACUAUAUUAUAAAGUUCGAAAUCACUUUUGGUGGCCGCGCAUGAAGAGCACCAUCGAACACUACGUAAAAGCUUGUCGUUUGUGUAAACAAUUUAAUAUAAGUCGUAAUAAAAGAUUUGGUUACUUGCGUUCUAUAUCACCAUCUGAGGGACCAUUUGCUUUAAUAAGCAUGGACUACUGUGAACCUUUGUCAAGAACUCCUCGGGAGAAUCAAUAUGUCCUUGUCAUAACUGACUACUUUACUCGAUAUGUAACAGCAAUUGCGCUUCCAAACUGUACAGCAGAAACUACCGCGCAAGCGUUGUUUAAUGAGUAUUUCUGUAAAUAUGGCAUACCAUCUGUUGUACUCAGUGAUCGAGAAUCACAUUUUCAAAACAAAUUAAUGGAAAAUUUACAGAAACUCAUCAGAUAUAAUCAUAUCUAUAGUACACCUUACCAUCCCCAAACAAACGGAGUUGUCGAGCGUUUUAACGCUACUUUUGUAACGCAAGUAUCGAAGUUACAAGACACUCAGUUAUAA